Molecule: messenger RNA, 977 nt
Organism: Syngnathus acus (greater pipefish)
Lineage: Eukaryota; Metazoa; Chordata; Actinopteri; Syngnathiformes; Syngnathidae
Gene: mettl26
Product: methyltransferase like 26
Exons: 6
Coding region: 167-787 (206 amino acids)
Source: RefSeq, a predicted model, not a curated record
GUGACUAGUGACAAGCGGAAGUUGAGUAUUUUCUAGUGAAAAACAAAACAUUCGAGCUUACGCUCCAGUUCUUCUAUUAGGACUAACAAAUCAACAACCAGGGGUCCUGGGGUGGCUUCGUAAAUUCUGGUGUAUUACCCGACAACUGUACCCAAAUUUUAGCAGGAUGCUGAAUGCCGCUGCUGCGGAAAGAAACAAGGAGCCCAUCCUUAUGGUGCUGCGGGGAUGCGUGAACACCGACAGAAGGCUGCAAGCGCUCGAGAUCUCCUCCGGUACAGGACAACAUGUCAUGCAUUUUGCUGGGGCUCUAAAGAACAUUACUUGGCAGCCAUCAGAGUACGAUCAGCGGUCUUUAGCCAGUAUAGAAGCCUACAGAGCUCACUAUCAAUUGAACAAUGUGAAGCCUGCCAUCCACCUGGAUGCUUCUCAGAAUCAUGAUUAUUGGGGAGGGAUCCAAGCGGAGAGCCUCGAUCUGGUCCUCAACAUCAACAUGAUCCACAUCUCUCCCAUGGCUUGUACAGAGGGUUUAUUCAAAGGGGCUGGGGGGGUGUUGAAGCCACAAGGUCUACUCUUGACAUAUGGGCCCUAUGCGAUGAAUGGCACCAUCACGCCACAAAGCAAUGUUGAUUUUGACUUGAGCCUACGACAAAGGAAUCCAGAGUGGGGCCUCAGGGAUAUUUCCCUCCUCAAAUCACUUGCAGAAAUACAUGGUUUAUUCCUGGAGAAAAUUGUGGAUAUGCCAGCCAACAACAAAUGUCUCCUGUUCAGGAAAGAGAGUUUGGUGUGACGUCCUUCUUUUGCUGAACGGAUCACACCAGGAUGGAGAAAAGCGCCUUAAAUUAACAAAAUGUUCAGACGUGUUGCCAAAUUCCUACAACUAAUUGGACAUUACGUUAAAUAGACAGAAUGAUUGUAUCAUAUAUCGAGUACAACUAUAUUCCUGAUUGCACGCAACAAUAAAAGUGACUCACUUCUUA